AUUUUGAUUCGGAGCGCAGAGAGCGCGGGGGGAGGGGGCCGGGAGCGGCGCGCGGCCCCAGCGGCGGCUCCGGCUGAGCGGGAGCGGCGCCGCCACAGCCACCGCACGCACACCCUCACCCAGCCCCAGCCCACCCCGCCCGCCGCCGCGGCAGCACGGACCCCCCUGCCCUCCUUCCUCCUACUCCUCCUUCCUCCGCCUCCUCCCCCCGCGGAGCGGAACGGCGGCGGCGGGAGGCUGCGGAGAGGGUCGGGUCGGCGGGGUCCCCCCUGCCGGGCGGAGGCGGCGGCGGCGCUGGUGGCGGUAGUGGCGGCGGUAGUGGCGGCGGCUGCUGCCGUGGUGGUGGGGGAGGCGGCGGCGGAGGAGGAGGAGGAGGAGGAGGAGAAGCGGCAGCAGGAAAAUGCUGGGACAGAAGAGAUGAGUACUCCCUUUACUAAGGCCUAAAACUGCCUGUUGAAAAACAAUCCUGACCAGGCAAGAUACGAAUGGCCCAAGGAAGCCAGCAAAUUGAUAUUCAGGUUUUACAUGACCUGCGACAGAAGUUUCCUGAGGUACCUGAAGGUGUUGUGUCCAGAUGCAUGUUACAGAAUAACAAUAAUUUGGAUGCCUGUUGUGCAGUUCUCUCUCAAGAGAGCACAAAAUAUCUCUACGGUGAAGGAGACCUGAGUUUUUCGGAUGAUUCUGGGAUUCCUGGACUACGAAAUCACAUGACAUCUCUUAAUUUGGAUUUGCAGUCACAGAACGUCUAUCACCAUGGAAGAGAAGGAGGUAGAAUGAAUGGAAGUAGGACUCUAGCUCACAGUGUUAGUGAUGGACACCUUCAAACCAGUCAGUCCAACAAUGAACUAUUUCAGCAGGAACCACAGACAGCACCUGCGCAGGUUCCACAAGGAUUUAAUGUCUUUGGGAUGGCUAAUACAGUUAGUACUUCUAAUCCAGGGCAGCAUCUUGGAUUUCACCUAGGCAGCAAAGGAGUAUCUAACUUGUCUCAACAAACACCCAGAUUCAACCCCAUUAUGGUAACUUUAGCCCCAAACAUUCAGCCUGGUCGCAAUACCCCAACGUCUUUGCACAUACAUGGUGUACCUCCUCCUGUACUUAACAGUCCCCAGGGAAAUUCUAUCUAUAUUAGGCCUUACAUCACAGCUCCUAGUGGUACUGCUCGGCAAACACAGCAGCAGCCAGGCUGGGCAUCUCAGUUUAAUCCCAUGCACCCUCAGCAAGUCUACCAGCCUUCACAGCCAAGUCCCUGGACUACUAUUCCUACAUCCAGUACUACGCCACAUACCUCAUCGCAACACUCAACACAGCCAAACCAGCAAGGCCACCAGACUUCUCAUGUGUACAUGCCUAUCAGUUCUCCUACUACUCCACAAGCACCUAUGAUUCAUUCAUCUGGUAGCUCACAAUCUUCUGCUCAUAGCCAAUACAACAUUCAGAAUAUAUCCACAGGACCUCGCAAAAAUCAAAUUGAAAUCAAACUUGAACCGCCACAAAGAAACAGUUCUUCUAAAUUGCGUUCAACUGGCCCUCGCACCUCCGCCGUUCCCUCUUCCCUCAAUAGCCAGACAUUAAGUAGAAGUCAACCCACUGUUUACAUAUCGGCCAGUCCUCCAAAUACUGAUGAAGUGAUCACACGUGGUCAGCCCAAGGUCUACAUUUCAGCAAAUGCCACAACAGGAGAUGAUCAACUUGUGCGGAACCAGCCCACGCUUUUCAUAUCCACAAAUCCUGGAGUAUCUACUACUGCUAGGAAUAUGUCUGGUCAAGUAAGCAUGGGUCCUGCAUUUAUUCAUCACCAUCCACCCAAGAGUCGAGCAGUGGGCAACAGCACCACUGCAACUUCUCCUCGAGUGGUUGUUACUCAGCCUAACACAAAAUAUACUUUUAAAAUUACAGUUUCUCCAAAUAAGCCCCCUGCAGUUUCCCCAGGGGUAGUAUCCCCAACUUUUGAACCUACAAACCUUCUAAACCUUCCUGAUCACUAUGUUGAACCAGAGGGUAUCCAGCAUCUUACUGACCCUGUUUUAGCACAUGUGGAUAGGAUCAGUGAUGCACGGAAAUUGAGUAUGGGAUCUGAUGAUGCUGCCUACACACAAGCUUUACUGGUACACCAGAAGGCCAGGAUGGAGCGACUUCAACGAGAACUUGAGGUUCAAAAGAAAAAGUUGGAUAAACUAAAAUCAGAGGUCAAUGAAAUGGAGAAUAAUCUAACACGAAGGCGCCUGAAAAGAUCGAAUUCUGUUUCCCAAAUUCCAUCACUGGAAGAAAUGCAACAGUUAAGAAGUUGUAACAGACAGCUGCAGAUAGACAUAGAUUGCCUAACCAAAGAGAUUGAUCUUUUUCAAGCAAGAGGACCACAUUUUAAUCCCAGCGCUAUUCAUAAUUUUUACGAUAAUAUUGGAUUUCUUGGUCCCGUGCCACCAAAACCCAAAGAUCAGAGGUCCAUUGUGAAAACACCAAAGACUGUUCCAGACACAGAUGAAGAUGAGGGAGCUCAGUGGAGUUGUACCGCCUGUACUUUUUUAAACCAUCCUGCCUUAAAUCGCUGUGAACAGUGUGAAAUGCCCAGGCAUUUCUGAGCCAACAGGCCCAUUACCUUCCCUAAAACCAUAGCAAACGUACAAGGAAUUGUCCAGGCAUUGGGGGGCAAAAAAAGCAUUUAUGCAUAGGGUUUUGUAAAAUGGAAGGUGUGACGAGAUGGUGUUUUGCUAUUGUUAAAUGUCAGCCCACAGAGCAAGCAAUACCUCAGAGCUGUGUCACAGGCAGCUGACACUGAUCGGCUGAAGGGCAAUCUGCUGAGAGACUCGCCAGCUGCCUGAACCAUGUACAGUAUUACCAGGAACACACACCGUGUUCAGUGCCUGGGUGUCGCCCAUCCUCUUCUCUGCCCCAAUGUCACUACUGAAUUUUGACAGGGGAAAGGAAUAGAGUGCUAGUGUUUUUGUUUUCAGAGCUUUCAGUGAAACACUACAUGCACAAAGGAAAUCUUAAAAGGAACAAGGUUUAAAUAUUUAAACUGUUUGCUGCCACAUAGUGCCUUUGAUAAAGGGAAGAACUUCACAAAUCAGUGGUACUCUUUGCCUUGUCUUCCCUGAAAACAUCUCUGUGAAGCCAGAAAUCAUUACAAUCACAUCUAAAGAUGAAAAGGAAAAACUGCAUGCGUUGUCUGUACAAUACACACAGUGAAAUACCCCAAAGCUUUUCCUACUGUACAUAGCUCUAGAGCCUGCUUUAAGUGAUUUCCUUUCCUCACCUUUAUUAUUUUCUUGUACUUCUGUAUGUAUAGUGUAAUAGUCUUUUUGUUAACUUUCUUUUUUUCCCUUUAAGUGAUUAAGCACGAUCAUGUCCCUUUUUUUAAGCUUUUAUCUGAGAGAAGCAAUGCCUUAAAAUAAGAGCAUUAGUAAAAAACUAUGCACAAAAUAGCUUUCCUCUGCUCGUUCUGUACAUUGCUCUUGUAAAUGCUGAUGAUCUGUGAAGACCUGCAGAUGCAGCGUGGUAAAAGUGCAGGAAAAGUUGGAAGAGUUACGCAUAUAGUUCACUCUGUACACUGAGUUUUACGGUGGGUGACACAAAGGGAGCAUUUUGUCUGCUGUGAGGAAACUUUAUAGUAGGAAACUUUCAACCCACCAACAGAUCAGCAUCCGAGUUAAGCUUGCUUCAUCUGCUGGGUGUCUUGCAGACUCCUGAAGAGAGAUUCAUUGGGGAAGUACUUAAAGUGCCAAAAUCAACAGCAGCAGCAUCAUACGGCUUUGUUCAAGGACUUUAAAUGCUUUCCUGUUUUGGCAGCCAGUUUCUAUACCUGACUUUGUGGUGAAGUCUCAUAUUUAUAGAAAACAAGGAUAGCAAUAUUUAGGACAACUGAAAUAAAGGCUGGAAAAGAGAAAUCAAACAGACUUGAACACUGAAGCAACCUCAAGCAUCUCUUUUAUUUUGAUGAUCUAUUUUUUUAAGGAAAAUACUCACAUGAUCGGGGAUGUAUGUAACCGAGAUCAAGAAAAUGGAAUUCCAGUACAAUAUGCAUGAAAGACGGCACACAAAGAAUUAUGUAGCAGCAGCACUUAGUGUGAGGCUGGAGGGAGUGCUAACCAUGUAGCAAGAGACAAAGUAGACUGUCACCCACUGUAAACAUCCGCCAGUGGACACUUUUAUUAGGAGUUUUACAAGUGAUCUAUGUGAAUGCACAGAGGCCUUUGUUUUGAAGGCUUUGCAAUUUUUUGUAUGUGGGAAGAAAAUGUCAAUCCCAGGUAAUUAGGCAGUAGACCCAAAGCAGUUGCAUUCAAUGCAUUUUGUUUAUAAAAUGAGGCCUUGUUUUUCAGCUUCAUCUGCAGUUCUAUGUGAAGAUUGACAAAUCAGUUUUUACCUGUUUAUUAAUAAAACCUAAUUUGGAUAUCUUGAGUUGAUGGUUUUGUGAUUUAGCUGGGUAAACUGCCUUUGUAACAGAUAAGUUAUUUAUAAAAAUUAAAAAAAAAUAUAUUCUAAUGCUUUCUUUUGUGGUUUGUUUGCUUUUUCCAUGCUGUGGAGCAACAGAAUACUCAACGGAGCAAUAAGCAUUAACGGUAUUAAAAGUAGGCUGAUUUCUUA
This is a messenger RNA of Zonotrichia leucophrys gambelii, 4584 nucleotides long. It is a transcript of the gene TAB2, whose product is annotated as TGF-beta activated kinase 1 (MAP3K7) binding protein 2. The record is from RefSeq and is a predicted model, not a curated record. Gene Ontology annotation, biological process: positive regulation of protein kinase activity; positive regulation of canonical NF-kappaB signal transduction. The transcript has 7 exons. Bases 486 to 2582 code for a protein of 698 amino acids. Gene Ontology annotation, molecular function: K63-linked polyubiquitin modification-dependent protein binding; ubiquitin binding. NCBI's taxonomy places the organism in Eukaryota, Metazoa, Chordata, Aves, Passeriformes, Passerellidae.